Oncorhynchus tshawytscha (Chinook salmon) is the source of this 2614-nucleotide messenger RNA. It is a transcript of the gene slc2a11a, whose product is annotated as solute carrier family 2 member 11a. The record is from RefSeq and is a predicted model, not a curated record. The transcript is spliced from 13 exons. Gene Ontology annotation, molecular function: hexose transmembrane transporter activity. Gene Ontology annotation, cellular component: membrane. NCBI's taxonomy places the organism in Eukaryota, Metazoa, Chordata, Actinopteri, Salmoniformes, Salmonidae. The coding region runs from base 43 to 1671 and encodes 542 amino acids. Gene Ontology annotation, biological process: monosaccharide transmembrane transport.
CCUACACUUCCCAAGUUACGCUUACACACAGGUGUUUGCUGCAUGCUAGAUAGCACAGGCCUCUUGUCUUCCGUAAACAAACGCUGUGACAUGGAGAUAGGGUUAGUGUUUCCACACUGCCAUAUCAAGAACUCACCAGUAAUGAGAAAGAUCACAUCCCAGAAUGCCCGAUUCAUCAUGAAGGGCAAUGAUCUAAACUUGAUGUUAAUGGUGACGUCAUGUGCCAUUGGAGGCACUCUUCAGUAUGGCUACAACCUUGCCAUAAUGAACGCACCCACCAUAUUCAUUCAGAACUUUGUUAACGAGACAUUUCGGGAGCGCUGGGACGUGCAGCUGAAGAACUACCAGGUCACUCUGGUCUGGACUUGCAUUGUGUCCAUCUACUCCCUGGGAGGCCUGGCCGGAGCUCUUAUAGCUGGACCCAUGAGCAUAACCUUUGGAAGGAAGAAGACUAUGCUGUUGAAUAAUAUUUUCUUGAUGCUGAGUUCACUCCUAGCGUUGACCAGCAGAGCUGCCAAGUCUUUUGAGAUGAUCAUCAUCUCCAGGGUCCUGGUUGGAAUCAAUGCUGGGAUCAGUAUGAAUGUGCAACCCAUGUAUUUUGGUGAGAGUGCUCCCAAGCACCUGCGAGGGGCUGCUUCCCUGUCAUCAGCCAUCUUCACAGCGUUUGGAGUGGUGUUAGGACAGGUCGUGGGCCUCAGGGAGAUCUUGGGCAGUGAGCCCUGUUGGCAAUACCUACUGGCCAGUAAUGCCAUCCCAGGCCUCAUCCAGCUCCUCACUCUCCCCUGGUUCCCAGAAAGCCCUCGAUACCUCCUCAUAGACCGGGGGGACAAGGAAGCCUGUAUCAAUGCUCUGAGGCGUCUGCGUGGCUGUGAGGUCCAGAGAUCAGAGCUGGAUGAGAUCCUCCAGGAGCAGGCUGAAGCUAAAGGCCUGAGGCCCAGCAGACCCUGGGAGCUGUUCGCUGACCGUAAUGUGCGCUGGCAGGUGAUCUCUAUCAUCACUCUCAGCAGCGCCAUGCAACUCUGUGGCAACGACUCCAUCUACUUCUAUGCAUACUAUGUGUUUAAAGAGUCCGGGAUCUCUCCGGAUAUGAUCCAGUAUAUCACCAUAUGCACUGGUACAUGUGAAUUCACAGCCUGUAUAAUAUGUAACCUGCUGAUUGAGCGACAGGGCAGGAAGAUUCUUUUGAUGGGAGGCUACGCUUUAAUGACGGUCUGGGCCAUUGUCUUCACUAUAGCUCUGUGUUUUGAGCACAAGGUGGAGUGGAUGCCCUACUUGAGUAUGGCCUGUAUCUUCACCUAUAUACUCAGCUUUGGCAUGGGCCCAGCUGGAGUGACAGGGGUCCUCCCUACAGAGAUCUUUAGCCAGACUGCCCGUCCAGCAGCCUACAUGAUAGCUGGCUCAAUGAUGUGGAUCAACCUUUUCAUUAUGGGGAUGAUCUUUCCGUUCCUGGUGAGUGAGCUGGGUGAGUUCUGCUUCGUCCCAUUUGCUGCUGUCUGUUUCCUGUCUGCUCUGUACGUGGGCCUGGUUCUGCCUGAGACCAAAGGGAAGACCCUCUCAGCCAUCGCCAACGAGUUCCACAAGCUCAACUACAGGGGCCAGGACAAGCAGGGUCUACCUGCCCCUCAGGCACAGUAUCAGCUGGGAGAGGUCUGCCACUCCACUGCCCUGUAGGCCUACUGCUCUCCUACCUAUGACCUACGACUUCUACCAUUGACUACAGUACUAUUUAUGGUUAAUUAAUUAACCUUAAUUAACCGGGAGAUCCAAUUGAGGUCAGAAUACCUUUUUCCCACAGGAAACCAGGUUUUCCAUCGUCUUGGGUAAAGAUGCAAAGAUGGUGUAUUCCCUUUCAUUAAAAUGAAACUACAGUAAGUCAAUUUUCGGCAAUAAACUCUUGGAGAGAAUAAUUAUUGUUCUGAGCACAGAGAUCCCAUUAAAGUUAUAAUAUGUAAUUAUGUAGUAUUGAGUGGCUUGAGUGAAAGCUUUAUGUACAAAGGGUGCUAAGGGAUGGACCGUCUUUACUUUGAAAGAUGUUCAUUUUAAUAAUGUGCCUUUGGCAUCAAGUAGUCUGCACUUUUAGUCUACCAGUACAGAAGAAAAUGCAAUGUUGUGGGUCCCAUAUCUUGAAAGGGUGAAUGUAAUCCACAUAAAUAUUUAAUGGUGAAUCCCAUAUACACUGAUCAGUGAAGUUAUGUUUUUAUUUUUUUAGGACCAAUAUUUACAAAUCCCUGUGAGCCUGUUUAUGCCGUAUCAAUCACAUAUUGCCUUGUGAUGAAAAUGAAGAAAGUAUAUUCAAAUCGAAUUUGGAUUAUUUAUUUAUUUUUGCUGUCCAAAUCAAAUGCAAAGUUCAACUGCUGUUACAUGUGUCAUAGGGUUAUCAUACAGAUAUGGUGGAUGAUAUUGUAACAAGGUAAAACCAAAGAUAUCUAAGCUACUGUAUGUUGUGAGAGUAUUAUACUGUAUUUAUAGAUCAUUUCAUAUCAAACUAUAUUAUCAAAUAAUCAACUUGUUUUGAACAGUAUGUCAUAUAUUUCAUUGUUUGGAAUAGAUUGUGAUCAUAAACAAAUAAGACCAUGUAUUGUAUCUAUGUGAAAUACAGUGCCUUCGGAAAGUA